Molecule: messenger RNA, 876 nt
Organism: Cynara cardunculus var. scolymus (artichoke)
Lineage: Eukaryota; Viridiplantae; Streptophyta; Magnoliopsida; Asterales; Asteraceae
Exons: 1
Coding region: 1-834 (277 amino acids)
Source: RefSeq, a predicted model, not a curated record
AUGGGCUGCUGUCUCGGCACCGCCGCCGCCACCAACCACCUUCAGCCGCCGCAACUCAAAGCACAACCUACCGCUGCUUCUCUGCCACCUGCAUUUGAAGAAGAGACGGUAAAAGAAGUUCUUUCAGAAACACCCAUCGUCCCCAAAAACCCAUCGCCUUCAAAAACAGCACCAGUCAACCACCCGGAAAUUCUUCAAUCGGAGGAGGGUAAGAUUGAAAGCGGCGCCGACGGCGGCGUUGAUUUGACCAAAACCCCAACAGGAGAAAUUCAAGAAAAUGAUUCCGAGAUGUAUAGUUACAGCGAGAGUUUCUCUGCUGCAACGACGGCAACGGUGGCGGAUAAGAAAGACGAAAUCGAGAUGGAUGAGGAUGAUGAAGUUACCCAGAAAGUGAAGAACAGGUCUCCGCCGGCCAAGAGGGUACCCAGAAAACGGCCGGCGGUGUCUUCCGGGGAACUUACUGGGAGGAAGGAUAGAGCCAUUAGGCCUUCGGCUAGAAGACAAACGAUUCCUUCGCCGGAGAAAAAAGCUCAGUUGCCGUCAAGGACAACGACGAACGCACAACGCCACCGGAAUGUAGGACCGUCCAAUGAUUCCAGGAGAGAAGUUUCAGGUCGGAGAUCGAGAUCUCCGGCAGUGCGUGGGGAAGCAGGUCAACGUCGUGAAGUACGCGCAAGAAGUCCGGCUGAGAAAUCAAGUGACAUAAUACCGGCGAAGGUCGUAGAAAAUGAAGGAAAAGGUAUGGUGGAGGAAGGUGGCGCGUCGCCGGAGCCACAGACAAGUGAGUCGCUGGAAAACCCUCUUGUUUCCUUAGAGUGCUUCAUUUUCCUAUAGCACUGUUGGAGGACGUUUACGUCGUCGUUUCAUGGCUGGAUG